GAAGUUUUUAGUUAGCAGAUAGACUUGGCAGACCACCGAUCAACUCUUUCCUCUCUGCUUUUUUCUUACUUGGGAAGUUCUCAGUCUACAUUUACCUAAGGGUCCUCCUUAGACUACAGAAGAGCAGACAAGCGCCUGCUUCAGAGGGAGGCCAAGUGGUAACUUAUUUGAUCCACUCCAAAGGAUGGCCAACGCAGGCUUGCAACUUUUAGGAUUCGCCUUAGCUUGUCUGGGCUGGAUUGGGUUUAUAGUAUGUAUUGCAAUCCCUCAAUGGAAAAUGUCAUCGUUUGCUGGGGAUGCCAUUAUCACAGCACAGAUAACCUAUGAAGGACUCUGGAUGUCUUGUGUAAUGCAGAGCACAGGGCAGAUGCAGUGUAAAUCCUUUGACUCAUUGCUGAAGAUGGACAGCACUAUGCAGGCCACCCGAGCACUGAUGAUCUGUGGGAUUCUUGUUGGUUUCUUUGCAAUGUGUAUUGCUGCAGUAGGGAUGAAAUGCUUGACAUGUCUUCAAGAUGAUGAAGUAAAGAAGGCAAAGGUUGGAGUAGUGGGUGGAGCACUCUUCAUUGUUGCUGGUCUCUGUGUUUUGAUAGCAACAAGCUGGUAUGGAAAUAAAAUCGCAAAGGAUUUUUACAAUGUGUUCACACCAACCAAUUCUAAAUAUGAGUUUGGUCCUGCCUUAUUUAUUGGAUGGGCUGGGGCUGCACUGGCAAUCCUUGGAGGUGCCUUGCUCUGCUGCUCUUGUCCCAGAAGAGAGACUUCCUACCCACCACCAAGAAGCUACAAUAAAAGUGCACCACCUGCUGGAAAAGAUUACGUGUAACAGAGGAACAGAAAUACAGAAUAUAACUGCCAUGGGGACAUUAGGACAUUAUUCUCCACAUAGUUUUACUGUUAAAUGCGUUGCAUUUCCUUAGAUUCCAGCAUACACUUGCAUGCUUCUAUUCAGCAAAAGUACCAUGCUGUCAUAUCAUUAAGCAACCCAGUAAAGCAAUGACAGUGAUAAGUUAAUGCAGGAAGAUAUUAAAAUCUUGAAAGUCAACAAUAUGAGUUAGAAAACAGAAGGUUAUACAGAUGCCAGCAUUAAUCUAUGUCAUAUUCUUGUCUGCACAAACCCUGCACCCCUAAUCCAAUAAAGCAUUAUAAUUAAAUAAACAACAGUCAAUAACAUUCAAACAGCACCCCAGGCCCAUGGAUAAAGGGCUUCACAAUAAAUACAAAUAAGAAUUGCUAUAUAGAUCUAUAGUAAUAGUUUCAGUCUGUGCAGUUCAGCACCUGCCAUUAAAGAGAACAAUCCAUACAGGUUGUAAAAUCCAAUACCUACAUAGCACCCCAUAAUGCUUUUUAUUGUGUUUGAUAAAAUGUAAGUCAAACUGGCACUUAUAAAGGGUAGCCCGCACUAGGCACAACAACAACAGUUAUAUAUCUCCUAUUCUAACUGUAAUGCUUAAUAUAGGGAGAUAUUCCUUAUCUCUAGUACUUUGGUGACAUGACAAAAUAUCUUCCAUGGGCUAAAUGUAUAAAUGUGCUAAAGUUGUAUUACCUGAUCUACUAUCACUGUCAUGCACAACUAUGUGUUCCAAGUUUUAUCCCAACAAAAAUACAAAGUCAGCAUUCACCCUUGUCGAAAAUCUAAGGAAGCCUCAUCAUUUCUAAAAUAAAGUGUGUUUGGGUUGAGAAGGCAAAUUGUUAUAAGUGUUUCAGAAAAGUGAAAUCAUGUGCCAAUAAAUACAACUGCAGAACUCACAGUUUACAGUACCAAUUCCUUGCAGUGCUUUGAAUCUAUAAAAGGAAACAUUCUUUAUGGCUUUUAUAUAAAAUAUCAAAACACGAGCUUUACAUGAAAAUUUUGGAUAUGUCCUCAGAGAGUCUAAUAUUUAACAAUAGGACUUUUCACAAACACCCAUGAAACUUAGUCGCCACCCAACUCCCCGUUGCUUCCCGUGCUGUGCAUUAAGUGCUGGCUUUGUUUGGUCAAUCAGAAAGGGGAGACUGGUGUUUAUGGCUUGUUAGAUGUCCAGUUAGAGCAGAUUUUUUGAGUGAAGGCCAAGUUACAUUCAGGUAUUCACCCAUGAAUCCAAGGAGUAUCUUCCAGGAGUAUCUAUUAGAGAAAUCACGCAUUCUUUCCAAAUAUUUCCAAACCCCCAGCCAAGAUCCUGUGCUCCCCUUUGGGAGCUAGCCCCUCCAUUUGGAACUGUUGUUAGAAGGACGAGUAUAGUUGUAUGUAUUUGGAGGGUCGUCAGUUAACAUUAUUGGUACAUUUUUGGCAGACAUUCCCCAUUGUGUUCAGCCAUGCCAGAACUGCAAAGCAUAACCACUUCUCCUAGUGUACUUGAACCCUGCAUCCAGAAGGGCUCACUUCAUUUCAAUGAGUAAACAUUAGGAUCAACCUAGUGCCAACUGAAAUCUGUCCAAUAAUUACGUCAAUAUUAUCCAGUUAUAAAAAAAAUUAUACAUCUCCCUCUUUGCAACACCAUGGCGUUCAGUUUACAUUGAAGUCAUUAUUUCAUCCUUACUGUUUAUUAUACCUUCAUACAUAACUAGCAACAGCCAUCAUAGUUCUUUUGCCCUUUUUUGGUACAAUAUACAUUGCUAGAAUUUUUUAUAUUCUGUGUUAUUUCUAUAUUAAUCUUUUUUUUUUCUUGGUUUUGUAUGUGACUGUUAUUUUCAAUAGGCAAUAGUAAUGAAUUCUGUUUCAAGAACUGAAUCCAAGCAUGGGGUACAAUGUACAGAUAUGGUUUCAGGCAAUUUUUAGUCAGUUUGUAUGGAUUACAUCUUUUAUGUGAUUUUUUUUAAUAAAUAAGACUUUUACAAGAAAA
Messenger RNA from Xenopus laevis (African clawed frog), 2816 nucleotides. It is a transcript of the gene cldn1.L, whose product is annotated as claudin 1 L homeolog. Gene Ontology annotation, molecular function: structural molecule activity. The transcript is spliced from 4 exons. NCBI's taxonomy places the organism in Eukaryota, Metazoa, Chordata, Amphibia, Anura, Pipidae. The record is from RefSeq and is a predicted model, not a curated record. Gene Ontology annotation, cellular component: membrane; bicellular tight junction; plasma membrane. The coding region runs from base 185 to 820 and encodes 211 amino acids. Gene Ontology annotation, biological process: symbiont entry into host cell.